Molecule: messenger RNA, 603 nt
Organism: Ostrinia furnacalis (Asian corn borer)
Lineage: Eukaryota; Metazoa; Arthropoda; Insecta; Lepidoptera; Crambidae
Product: extensin-like
Exons: 2
Coding region: 1-603 (200 amino acids)
Source: RefSeq, a predicted model, not a curated record
AUGAAGGCAGCAGCAGUGUUUUGUUUCGUGGCUGUGUUGCAGCUAUCAGCAGCAUUUUUCAAAUCCCCACCGGCUCCUGCGCCCGUGUACUCCCCGGCGCCCGCUCCCGUCUAUGCCCCGGCUCCCGUUUAUUCUCCACCUCCCGUUUAUGCCCCGGCCCCCGCUCCUGUAUACACCCCAGCCCCCGCUCCAGUGUAUUCUCCUCCCCCCGUGUAUACACCCACUCCGGCCCCUGUAUACAUUCCCCCUACCCCUGUUUGCGCACCACCCGCUCCCGCGCCCGCUCCUGUCAUCCUUCCCGCUCCUGUAUACACCCCACCUGCACCUGUAUACACCCCACCUACCCCUGUAUACACCCCACCUACCCCUGUAUACACCCCACCUGCCCCUGUAUACACCCCACCUGCCCCCGCACCGGUGUACUACCCGCCUCAACCAGCCCCCUGUGCCCCAGCCUAUGCCUACGAACCUACCAUCUCCUACCAGCCUAACUUGGAAUGGGAGCCCACUGUGUCCUACACUCCGGCCAUAGAGUACGAGCCUACCUUGACCUACGCUCCUACCCCGAUCUACGAUGCCACCCCGAACAUUUACUAUUUGUAA